Phyllotreta striolata is the source of this 459-nucleotide messenger RNA. NCBI's taxonomy places the organism in Eukaryota, Metazoa, Arthropoda, Insecta, Coleoptera, Chrysomelidae. The record is from the annotation of a GenBank genome assembly.
AUGAUAGAAUCAUGUCCAAAGAAACGUAUGGUGUUAGGCAUAACAAUAUUAGGAAUUUUAACUCUAUUAGUCUUAUUCAUUGAAUCGCAUUGGACCGAGCCGAAUAAACUAAGCAGAAAAUCGAACUUCAUCGUCGAGCAAAACUCGACUUGCUGGGAAUUGGGAAACUACGAAGUACUGAAAGAGUGCGAACCUUGUUCAGAAUUCGAAAUACGCAGUAGAAAUAUCGGCGUCUGCAUUCACACCAAAUACAAGGAAGUACUCAAAUGCUCGAACGGCGAAAUCGUAAUCAGAUCUUGCGAUCGGGCUGCGUACAUUGACGAACAGCAGUUUUGGAGAUUCGAAGGCUUCAUGUUCGCAAUAAGCUUAAUCUCAACGGUUUGCGUAGUAUCGAGAAGGAAGGUUUUAACCAAGCGGAUAUUACAGAGGGUUCAAAGACAAAUCGCAAACUGCGUUUAA